AUGUAUAAAAGGCGGCGCCUCCUCACGCCGUCUUGUCUCCUUCCUCUCUCCUUCCUUUUGCGCCAAUCGAAUGGUGUAGUGGACGCGACGAUGCACGCCAAGGAUUUAUUGGCUUCAUCUUCCUCGGUCGCCUUCGCCUCCCUCGGCCGCUCCAUCUUCAACUUCCGCGGGGAUCAGACCAUGGAGUCGGGCGCAGGCGGCGAGGGGCAGGAUGCGCUGUUGCUCGGUUUCCAAUCUUGCAUCGAGGACGUCUUGGUGGAUCUCUCCGCCGCCGCGGGGGCUGAGGGGGAUGGGCUGCUGUCGAUCGCCUGGCUCCGCCGGCUCCUCCACGGCUUCCUGCUGUGCCACGAGGAGUUCCGGGCGCUCCUCCUAGACCGCGGCGCGGCCGUGGCACGGCCGCCCCUGGACCGCCUCGUCGCGGACUACUACGACCGCGCCAUCAAGGCUCUCGACAUUUGCAACGCCGCGCGCGACGGCAUCGAGCAGCUUCGGCGGUGGCGGGCGCACCUCGAGAUCGUGGUGGCCGCCCUCAGACCCGCCGCCGGAGGCGGCGGAGGAAUCAGCGAGGGUCAGGUGCGACGCGCCCGCAAGGCGCUCGCGGACCUCGCCGUGCUCAUGCUGGACGACAGGGACGCCGGCUCCGCCACCGUAUCCCGCCGUAACCGCUCCUUCGAACGGAGCAGAGGCUCCGGUUCCUCCUCUACCUCCUCACCCAAGACCACCGGUCGCAAAGUAUCCGGCUUCCGCUCCCUCUCCUGGAGCGUGUCCCAUUCGUGGUCCGCCGCGCGGCAGCUGCAAGCCAUCGGGAGCAACCUGGCGGCGCCGCGCGGCCACGAGGUGGCCGCCACAGGGGGACUGGCGGCGGCGGUAUACACCAUGAAUGCGGUGCUCCUCUUCACUAUGUCAUCCGUGGUGGCGGCGAUCCCCUGCCAGGACCGCGGCCUCCAGGUCCACUUCGCCGUCUCCCGAACCUUCCCAUGGGCGCCGGCCAUCACGUACCUCCACGAUCGGAUCGUGGAGGAGUCGAAGAAGAGGGAGAGGAAGAACUCGGCGGGGCUUCUGCAGGAGAUCCUUCAGAUCGAGAGGUGCACGCAGCAGAUGGCGGAGCUGAUGCAGACCGGCACCUUCCCCAUGGCGAAAGGCGAGGAGCAGCAGCUGAGCGAGAGGGCGAAAGAGCUGGCGCAAAUCUGCGACGCCAUGAAGGACGGGCUCGAUCUGUUGGAGCGACAGGUGCGCGAGAUCUUCCUUCGGAUCGUGCGCAGUCGCACAGAGACUCUCAAUCCUCCUGCUCAUACUGCAAAUUAA
This is a messenger RNA of Zingiber officinale, 1305 nucleotides long. Its product is annotated as protein ROH1-like. Lineage: Eukaryota; Viridiplantae; Streptophyta; Magnoliopsida; Zingiberales; Zingiberaceae. The record is from RefSeq and is a predicted model, not a curated record. The transcript has a single exon. Bases 1 to 1305 code for a protein of 434 amino acids.